Xyrauchen texanus (razorback sucker) is the source of this 3201-nucleotide messenger RNA. RefSeq names its product RAB guanine nucleotide exchange factor (GEF) 1, like (gene rabgef1l). Gene Ontology annotation, molecular function: zinc ion binding; small GTPase binding; DNA binding. Lineage: Eukaryota; Metazoa; Chordata; Actinopteri; Cypriniformes; Catostomidae. Gene Ontology annotation, cellular component: cytosol; endocytic vesicle. The transcript is spliced from 9 exons. Gene Ontology annotation, biological process: vesicle-mediated transport. The coding region runs from base 192 to 1562 and encodes 456 amino acids. The record is from RefSeq and is a predicted model, not a curated record.
UCCUGUUGUAGAAGGCUUGUGUUUGGUUUCCGGUCAACAACACAAAUCAUGAAAUGUGAUUAAAAUCAUAAAUGACGAUGAUAAACACUUGAUUAUUGAUCGAUUAAACCCGAUGUGAGAUCAGAAACGGAUCAAACUAAAGCUGCUGGAAUUAUUCACCUCUGUUCUUCAAGUUUACAACAUCUGACAGGAUGAACUCUCCGUGCGAGCAGCGGCGCAUCAUUGUCCAGCAGUCUGACCUUGUGUGUAAGGCAGGAUGUGGUUUCUAUGGUAAUGCCGUCUGGCAGGGCCUCUGCUCGAAGUGCUGGCGAGAGAAGAAUCAGUGCGUCCGUGCACAGCAGAUACAGGACGACCAAGCGCUGGCCGAGAGGUUACAGAGAGAGGAGGAAUCAGCAGCAGCUCGAUCACAGACCUCCGUCACGUCCUCUACAGCGUCCAGCGUGCCAAUUGUGAAGAGACUCUUCACAUCGACUCCCAAAACACCCGUGAGGAGAGACGCAGCAGCUCUCACAACCCCGGUCACACGACACUCGACCUCUGCAGACGGUGACCCCGUGACCCAACAUUUCAUCGACUUCCUGAAGAGCUUCAACAGAACAGGAUAUGACAUCUUCAGACAGUGUCACGCCUUCGCUGAGAACAUGGCACAUAAAAAGGUUGUUGUUGGUGAAGAUCUGUCGGAGUCUGUGCAGAACUUCUAUCAGAACAUGUCUGAAUAUCUGCAGAACAACCUGAAAGGCUCGUCAGAUGUGCUGGAGCUGGUGAUGGAUGAGGUGGAGCAGUAUGUGAUGGGCCGUCUGUACCAGCAUCUCUUCUGUCCCGACAUCACUGAUGAUGAGCAGAAAGAUCUGAACACACGGAAGAGAAUCAGGACUCUGCACUGGGUGUCUAUUGCCAUGUUGUGUGUUCCAGUAGAUGAACAGAUCGCUGCAGUGUCAGACAGUGUGGAGAAAGCUAUAACAGGUCUGAUAGACAUGGACUCUAAACGAGUUCCUAAGGAGAAGUUGUGUUGUGUGACGCGCUGCAGUAAACACAUUCUGACGGCAGUUCAGGGCAGUAAGAAAACAGCGGCUUCGGCGGAUGAUUUCCUGCCCACUCUGGUUUAUAUCAUCCUGAAGGCCAAUCCACCGCGCUUACACUCCAACAUCCAGUACAUCACGCGCUUCUGCAACCCCAACCGCCUCAUGAGCGGAGAGGACGGAUAUUACUUCACUAACCUGUGUUGUGCUGUGGCGUUCAUCGAGAAGCUGGACGCGCAGUCUCUGAAUCUCAGUCCGGAAGAAUUUGAGCGCUACAUGUCUGGUGAGGGGUCACCUGAGAGAGCCACUUCCUCCAGCCGCUCUUCACAGAAGCGUGCGUCUGUCCCUCAGAGGUCCGGCCGGGAGCGAGCGCUGGAGUCUGACCUCAUCGAGUGGAGAGACGCUCGUGAACACUCUGUGCUGGGUCUUCUGGACGGAGCAGCUGCUCACGUAAACACCUCCAGCAGCUUCUCCAUUGACUCGGAGAACAUCGGUGGAGAUCAGCUGCCUCCUCCACUACAGCCGCAGAAGUUCACCAGAUAGAUCUCGUUCUUCUCUCUGCAGGUCAUUAUCUGAACACAUGAUGCUCUCAAUUCAGACAAGCUUUUAUCAGUGGAGCUACAAUGACUCAAGUAUUUUAAUCUGACAUUUGAAUUGCAGACAUGUGACAUUUAACAAAGCUGAAGAAUUUUGUGGUAUAUAUUUGAUAUUUUUUAAGGUGGAAUGAGCUUCUAAAAUUCAGAUUAUAAAAUUGCAAUAUGUUGAACUCCAAAGACAAAUCUCUCACAUUCAGAACUCAGAAAUUCUAAACAAACUAGGUCAAAGGUCAAGCAGACCCAGUAAUCAGAGUAUAAAUUAAGAAAUUAACAUUUGCCAUAAAUAAUAUCAAUGCUGUAAAAGUUUUGUCCAGUGUACUUCACGUUAACUGUUCAAGUUAAAUGUUCUGUCAAUAUAACGUCUGCAAUGACAAGAAGUGAAAGAAUCGUAAUAAAUGAAAUGAAUGACUUCAUACGGUCUGAAAACAAUAUUUCAUUGCAGUAAUGGACACAAUGCUUUCAUUACAAUGAUCAUUUGUCUCAUGGCUCUGUUUAGUCAAUGCCAUGCUGACAAGUAAAUUACACAGCUUUACUUGACCUUUGACCUUGUCUGUUUAUAAUCUGAAUGGAAGACAUUUUAUCUGGAGUUCUGAAUUUCAUUUUAAUCUGUAAAUCUGAACCUGUAAUCCUAUAAUCCAAAUUAAGACUAAUUCCACCUCUAAACAAAUACAAAUUUGUUUAAAAUUUCAAAUGUAUAAAAUACGCCACCGAAAUCUUCAGGUUUGUUCAAAUGAACAGAUUUCAGUUUCAAAUCUUCUAGUCAUUGUUCUUGUUAUGUAGACGACAGUGUUUGACAUCUUCUGCCUGUUGUAAUAAAGAUGUGUGAAGAGAUCAGGAAGAAUGAAAGUGUGAAUCACACAAAACCUGUCAAGAACCUGUCUUGUAGAUAUUUCACCCUGAAAAGAAAAGGAAACAUUGACAUUUUCAUGACAAAAACAUUUUCCCAAUUAUAUCUUUACAUUGUAGUGUUUAUACCUCAUGAUAAUAUUUACUGUACUACCUUUAUGCUUAUUAAAAAAUAAAAACAUUAUCUGUUCCAGUAAUGAGAAUUACAAACAAACACUGAUGUAAAAAUGUCAAAUUUCCCGCACAUUAAAGAGAUUUUGGGUAGAAAUAUGUUUGUCAUGAAAAUAAUGUCACAAUACAAACAAUCAAAAUAAUCCUUAAAAUAGGCUAAUUUUCUCAUUGAGCAAUAAGAAUGAUGAGUUUAACAACACACUGCAGUUAUUCUGGUGAUCAUAAAUAUGAUUUUUCUUUUGCACUGUAUAAUUUAUUACAACAUACCAGUUAUUGGGAGUAUAUAUUUAUUUGAGGUUUCCUCUAGUGUUAGUUUACUGACAUUAAUGUGGAAUUGAAAACAUGGAUAUUGGAUUGUGUUUAUUUAACUUUAACUGUUACAAUGUGAAAACAAUAUUUCAUUAUUCAAUUGGAGAAUUAAACAAAUAUUUAUUUUAAACAUGCUUUUUCUUGUAUGCAAACGUUACAAUUUUGUGCUAUGUAACUUCCAUCAUGGGCAGUUUUGUGAUUUAGUUAUCCAAAUAAUCCUGAUAUGAAGCAAUAAAUGAGAAAUAAAAUAAUGGAAUGAA